Molecule: messenger RNA, 1275 nt
Organism: Argiope bruennichi
Lineage: Eukaryota; Metazoa; Arthropoda; Arachnida; Araneae; Araneidae
Exons: 1
Coding region: 1-1275 (424 amino acids)
Biological process (GO): DNA replication, removal of RNA primer
Molecular function (GO): nucleic acid binding; RNA-DNA hybrid ribonuclease activity
Source: RefSeq, a predicted model, not a curated record
AUGGUUUAUGGCUCUACACGCCCUACAGUUUUGAGGCAACUGGAUACUAUCCACCACUCUGCUCUAAGAAUCUGCUCCGGAGCUUUCCGUACAUCACCAGUAGAGAGUCUAUAUGUUACUUGCCACGAACUACCUCUUCACUUACGACGACAGAAGUUAUCUAUUUUAUAUUAUUAUCGGACACAGUCUAUCCCUAAUCACCCCAUUUGUAAUAUGAAUCUUCCUUUUGGCCUUCGUAGACUAUACGAUGCCCGUCCCUCUCAUAUCCUACCAUUCAAUGAGAGAGUAAAAUUACUCUUGCAGGACUCGGACCUUUCAAACGUGACCAUCAAAACAGCUGAGUCAUUUUGCCUUCCGCCUUGGGAUAUCCCGCAUUUUCAUUUUCUGAAUCCCUUUGCAGGUUUUGACAAAUCGUCAACAGCUCCUGUGGUUUUCCAACAACUCUUUCUUUACCAUCGCUGUCGGUAUUCUUCAUUCACUCCAAUUUUUACGGAUGGCUCGAAAUCGGAUGGACAUGUCGGUUGUGGCAUCGCACUUCCAUCUGAUACACUGAGCUAUCGCCUACACGACCACUGUUCUGUAUUCACGGCUGAGUUAGUGGCAAUUUUCUGUGCUCUUCAGGAGAUCUCGCCUUCUUCUCAGCGUUAUUUUAUUAUCUAUACUGACAGUAGGAGUGCUUUGGAGGCACUCUCACAUUGUCAUAAAGGGAUGCACCCAAUUGCUAUUCGGAUUAUGUCUACGUUGCAAAUUUUACAAAAUAGAGGAUUCAAGGUCAUAUUUUGCUGGGUUCCUGGUCAUGUGGGUAUUUCCGGAAAUGAGGAGGCAGAUUCUGCUGCUAAACAGGCUACAUCCUUUCUGACAUAUAGCCUUCCAUAUUAUGAUGCGAGAAAGUCGGUCAAUAAUUAUUUCCACUUAACUUGGCAGAAGGCAUGGGACAUGCAAACUAACAAUAAGUUACAUUUUGUCAAACCUACAAUUGAUUUCUGGCCUAUAAUCCCUAUACGAGAGGUUGAUGUCAAGUUGACUCGCCUUCGUAUAGGGCAUACUCGAUUCACGCAUCGUCAUCUCCUUUUCGGUGAGAGAGCACCGAUCUGUUCUGUAUGUAACAUUGAUUUUAGUGUGAAACACAUUUUAAUUGAAUGUCCAGUGUUUGAUUCUCAUCGUCAAUAUUUUUUUCAUUCACCUUCUCUGGAUUUGCAAGACAUGGUGGGUGAAAAAUACCACCCAAAUAUUUUAAACUUUUUAAAGGCCAUUGGCUUUUAUGCGUGCAUUUAA